Molecule: messenger RNA, 1575 nt
Organism: Betta splendens (Siamese fighting fish)
Lineage: Eukaryota; Metazoa; Chordata; Actinopteri; Anabantiformes; Osphronemidae
Product: rho-related GTP-binding protein RhoN-like
Exons: 5
Coding region: 209-901 (230 amino acids)
Biological process (GO): small GTPase-mediated signal transduction
Molecular function (GO): GTPase activity; GTP binding
Source: RefSeq, a predicted model, not a curated record
CGUGUGACUUUGCCAGCGGGGCGGAGGAGCGUGUCGUUGCGCAGAGCGUGUGACAGAAACUACAUCACACUGUGGAGCUGAACUUUUCUAUCGGGAGAGGGAGAAACUCAUUCACAACUUUUAAUCCCGCGGCACGACACUAGGCUUAUUUGGAUCUAAAUGAAAAGUAGGCAGCGACACAGAAACACUGACUGAGACGCGGCGCAGGAUGGAGAGCAAAGGAUUACUUCGCUGUAAAAUUGUGGUCGUCGGGGAUGCGCAGUGUGGCAAGACGGCUCUCCUACAUGUUUUUGCCAAAGACUCGUAUCCACAGAGCUACAUUCCCACGGUGUUCGAGAACUACACGGCGAGCUUCGAGAUCGACAAGCAGCGCAUCGAGCUCAACAUGUGGGACACGUCAGGUUCCGCCUACUACGACAACGUGCGCCCGCUGGCCUACCCCGACUCCGACGCCGUCCUCAUCUGCUUCGACAUCAGCCGCCCGGAGACGCUGGACAGCGUGCUGAAAAAGUGGCAAGGAGAGACACAAGAGUUCUGUCCCAACGCCAAAGUGGUUCUGGUCGGCUGCAAGUUGGACAUGAGGACGGACCUGAGCGUGAUGAGGGAGCUCUCCCAGCACCGGCUCAUUCCUGUCACGCACGAGCAGGGCAGCACCUUGGCGAGGCAGAUCGGCGCCGUGGCCUACGCCGAGUGCACGUCCAGGUACUCGGAGAACAGCGUGCGCGACGUGUUCCACGUCACCACGCUGGCGUCCGUGGCGCGCGUCCACCGGCCGCAGCUCAAGCGCGCCGGCUCCCGCCGGGGCCUGAAGCGGGUCUCCCAGCAGCCGGCCCGGGCCGAGAUCCACGAGCACCCGCCCGCUAUGCGGAAGGACCGGGCCAAGAGCUGCGCGCUGAUGUAGGACGGGAAUCCAGGAAACCGCACUGCACAUGAACUGGACGCACUGACUGAUGGACUGAUGGCAGAUAUUUGCACUGGUUGAAGGACAGCGGGUGGGAACGAAUGAAUGCUGCCCCGCGGAGGGAUUGUCGAUUCAUCUUUAGUAAAAGAUCCAUGUAUUUGUUCUGUGUGGCCGUGUCAUCAUCAGUGGCAAAAGCUGCUUUAUGCUUUUGCUUGAACAAAUAUCCACGGACGCGAACAGGACAGAAGGAAAGGGAGGAGAAAACGAAAGGUCACCGCGCGGCAGCCGGUCAGAGCGGAGCCGGUCCGGGCGCUCCCACAUACUUUCCUGUUUUGAAAUGCUACUGUAUUCUCUCGUUAGGCGUUCAAGUCAUUUAAGCACAACGCAACACAACGCACGCAACGUUUCCUGUAAAUGUCAGGGAACCGACUCCGUUCCACUCCACGCGGCAAAAGCUGAAAAGACGAAGCACUAAACGCAACGGCGCUCGUUUUCUUGGACCACAAGUGCUUUUAUUGAGGACGACCGACUAAUCACUCACCACAUUGUUACCGGAGUGUUGUGACAUUAAUGCUGUGACCCUCACAAUUAUGGUUGUGAAGGUCACACAGAGAGUUAAAUUGUGACUGUUGUGUUGUACAUGUAACACUGAAAUAAAAGAAAACUGGCUCCGC